CUGCCCCGACUCCCGAUUUCCUGGGCCUCCCCGAAUUUAUAGGGGUCUUUUAUUCUUUUUCUCCCUCGGGAACUCGUUUUAGAGAGAAGGUUGGAAUUCAUUAUGGCUCCAAUUUCCAUCGCCGACAUCGUGGCGGCCCUCCCCGCCGAGGACACCUGGGGCCCCUCGUCCUCCGCUGAUAACAUGUUGAACGGUGUCCCAUAUGCCCCUUUCUCCAAGGGUGACAAGCUGGGCCGCAUGGCAGACUGGACUGCUGACUCUAAGGACCGCGACCGUGGUGGUCGUCAGGCCUACAACCGCAACUACAGAGACCAACAAGUGUACGGAGCUGGUGCCUCUAGCUUGUUCGCCGUUCAGGCCGCCGAAGAUGAAUCCUCAUUCUCCGUCGUCGACAACACUCGCACCUCCGCUAAGCGUACCUUUGGCCGUGGCGGUGGCACCGUCUUCCGUGGUCGUGGCCAGCGUGGCGGCGCAGGACAGAGAGGUGGCCGUGCUGGCUUCCAGCGUGUUGGUGCUGGCCGUGGCCAGGGUGGUGACCGCUACUAUGACAACCGCGGUGCUCGCGGCAACCGUGGACGUCGCUUCGGGUGGAAGGAUUAUGACAAGCCCCAGCGCACCCGCGAGCCCUCUGUCACUGUCCGCCCCGACUGGACUAUGCUGGAGGAGGUUGAUUUCAACCGUCUGUCCAAGCUGAACCUGGAAGCCCCCGAGGGUGAGGAUAUCGACUCCUACGGUUUCCUUUACUACUAUGAUCGUACCUACGACAAGGCCCCCGUCAAGAACGCCGAGCGCCGUCUGCAAUCCCUCGACCGAGCUGCAUACAAUGUCACCACUACUCAGGAUCCUGUCAUUCAGGAACUGGCGGAGAAGAACGAGGCUACCGUUUUCGCUACCUCGGACAUCCUCUCCAUGCUUAUGUGCGCCCCUCGCAGUGUUUACUCUUGGGAUAUUGUCAUCGUCCACCAGGGCAACAAGAUCUAUUUCGAUAAGCGCGAGUCUGCCUCUCUGGAUCUGGUGACCGUCAACGAGAAUGCUGCUGAUGCUCCUCUCGAGCUCGCGGAUUCUUCUAACAAGCAAGAGUCCCUCAACACUCCCAGCGCCCUUGCCAUGGAAGCCACCUUCAUCAACCACAACUUCGCUCUGCAGACGGUGGUCGAGUCUGAGAACUCCAAGGUGGAACUGAGCCACCCCAACCCCUUCUACAACGCCGACGAGGAGACCGAGUCUCUUGCCUCCAAGGGCUACAAGUAUCGCCGCUUCGACCUCUCUCUCGAGCGCGACGAGGAGCCUCUCAACCUGAUCGUCCGUACUGAAAUCGACGCUCUCGUGAAGAACCCCGUCAGCGGCGACGACCAGCAGUUGAUCGUCAAGGCCCUGAACGAGUUCGACAGCAAGGCCCAAGGCGCCGGUGGCUCCCUGGACUGGCGCAGCAAGCUGUGGUCCCAGCGUGGUGCGGUGGUCGCCACCGAGAUGAAGAACAACAGCUGUAAGCUUGCGCGCUGGACAACACAGGCCAUCCUCGCCAAGGCCGACGCCAUGAAGCUUGGUUUCGUGUCUCGUGCCAAUCCCCGCUCCUCCUCUGCGCACGUCGUCCUCGGUGUUGUUGGCUACAAGCCCCGUGAGUUCGCUGCUCAGAUGAACCUGAACCUGGGCAACGGAUGGGGUAUUGUGCGCACCAUUGUUGACCGCAUCCGUGCCUUGGAUGCGGAUGAGGAGGCAGACAAGAUCAGCAAGUACAUCCUGGUCAAGGACCCCAACCGUCCUGUCCUCCGCCUGUACAGUGUGCCCGCAAACACCUUCGAGGAGGAUGACGAGGAGGAUAUUGCUGGUGCUGAUGAGCAGGAGGAGAAGGGCGAGGAGGGCGAGGAAGAGGAGGAGGCAUAAAUUUCUUAAUCACUUUGUGCAGAUGAGAUGAUGACAUGUUCUAGU
Molecule: messenger RNA, 1929 nt
Organism: Aspergillus ochraceoroseus IBT 24754
Lineage: Eukaryota; Fungi; Ascomycota; Eurotiomycetes; Eurotiales; Aspergillaceae
Product: eukaryotic translation initiation factor 3 subunit D
Exons: 2
Coding region: 103-1884 (593 amino acids)
Biological process (GO): translational initiation
Cellular component (GO): cytoplasm; eukaryotic translation initiation factor 3 complex
Molecular function (GO): translation initiation factor activity
Source: RefSeq, a predicted model, not a curated record